This is a messenger RNA of Anisakis simplex (herring worm), 591 nucleotides long. NCBI's taxonomy places the organism in Eukaryota, Metazoa, Nematoda, Chromadorea, Rhabditida, Anisakidae. The record is from the annotation of a GenBank genome assembly.
AUGUCUUCAUUUCCUGUACAACACUGGAAUCUGGGGAUUGGUCCGAUAACAUGUCAUGCUUGGAAUAAGGAUCGCUCACAGUUAGCAGUUUCACCGUCAAAUAAUGAGAUCCUAAUAUUUCGUUGGCAAGCUGGCCAGUGGAAACUGAUACACACCUUAAAAGAACACGAUCUGCCGAUAACUGGCCUCGACUGGGCACCAAAUACCAACCGAAUUGUUUCUUGCUCACAGGACAAAAAUGCAUUUGUGUGGACAUUGGAUGGUGAUCAUUGGAAGCCAGAGUUGGUACUAGUGAGAAUCAAUCGUGCUGCAACUUGUGUGAAGUGGUCUCCAUUAGAAAAUAAAUUCGCGGUCGGAAGUGGUGCAAAGUUGGUAUCGGUUUGUUAUUACGAGAAGGAGAAUGAUUGGUGGGUAUCCAGACAGAUCAAGAAACCAAUUCGAUCAACAGUUUCAUGCAUUGACUGGCAUCCAAAUAAUGUUCUACUCGCUGUUGGCGCUUGUGAUUUUAAGGUCUUUUUCAAUGAUCAUCCUAUUAUCGUGGGGUCAACGGGAGAGAAAAACAAUUCAUUUGAUUGCAGAUUACAUCGAAUU